Talaromyces amestolkiae is the source of this 636-nucleotide messenger RNA. RefSeq lists its product as uncharacterized. The record is from RefSeq and is a predicted model, not a curated record. Lineage: Eukaryota; Fungi; Ascomycota; Eurotiomycetes; Eurotiales; Trichocomaceae. The transcript is spliced from 5 exons. The coding region runs from base 1 to 636 and encodes 211 amino acids. Gene Ontology annotation, molecular function: glutathione transferase activity. Gene Ontology annotation, biological process: glutathione metabolic process.
AUGUCAACCACAUCUACAAAGCCGGUUCUGCAUUACCUGGAUAUUGGUAGUCUAGGUCGAGGAGAGGUUGUCCGAUUGUUCUUGAAAGAUGCCGGCAUUGAUUUUGAAGACGUCCGCUAUGCGUAUGAUCAUACCUGGCCUGCAACCAGUGAAGAACUGAAAGGAAAGGGUAUUACGAUUACGGGAAAUGUCCCAGCACUCGAGUACAACGGCACUAUUUUGACACAGCACAUUCCAACCCUGCGAUAUCUAGCCCGAGAACUGAAUGAUUAUGACGGCCAGACAAGUCUCGAGAAAUGGGUCGUCGAUGCCGUAGCUGAUAUCUAUAUAGACUGGAGAUUCCAAUGGGUUGCCAACCUCAAGAAUGCAUCAGAUGAGUACAAGAACAACCACGUGCCGAAAUACUAUAAGAUCAUAGCGCACUAUUACUCGCAACGUGGCGGCCCUUUCCUCCUAGGUGACAGGGUUACCUAUACAGAUUUUGCAGUCUAUCAAUCUAUUGAAAAUGAUCAGAAAACUGGUACUCUUCCGGAAACCCUGCCCAGUGUCAUUGAAACGUUCAAGAAGGCUUUUGAGAGCCGCCCUCGUGUCAAAUCCUACCUUGAAAGUGGCCGCAUUGCGAAUGUUAACCAGUAA